GUCGGAUUAUAUUAUAUUAGUCGCGUGAUUUGUUGUUAAUUUAAAAACAAAAAUGACCGUUGACUAUUUAUCAUGUGGUACAUGUUUUGUCACUUUUCGCCUAUCCGAUAUUAAUAUGUUUAUUGAGCAUAAGAAAACAAGUUGUUGUUUCACGAAAUCACCAUUCAACUCUUUAAAUGUAGAAAAUAACAAAUACACUAUGUCGUCGUCAUCACCCUCAUCAUCAUCGACAUCAUCGACAUCGUUAUUGCCUUCACUUUCUCCAUCAAUGACAUUGUCAUAUUCAAGUGUUAUGAACAAAAAUAACAACAGUAAUGAUGAUGACGAUACUACUACUACUACUACUACUACUAACACAUUAGAAUCACAAAAUACUAAUACUGGUUUCUUAACCUGUGUUCAAUGUUCACGUAAAUUCACUACACCAUGGUCAUUUCUAAUUCAUGUACAAUUGGAACAUCAAUUAAUAUUUAUUAAUACAAUUGAAAAAUUCUCUCAAAAAAAUCAUCAACAAGAAUCAAGAAAAAUCUUGUCAUCCAAUGUUGACGAAUUAUUACAUAAUACAGAUAUUGAUGAUGAAGAUGAAGAUGAUGCUGAUGAUGACGAGGAGGAGGAGGAGGAUGACAAUGCUGAUGAUGUGGAUGAAUGUGAAACUGGUGUAAUGCACACCAUUGAUAAAUUACUUUCAGAAAAAGUGGAUAUAUCUGAUUGUGAUACAAUCAUUAGUCCUGUUAUUCUUACUCCUAAUAAUGAUAAUACUACUUGUCUUACAACUACAACAACUACUACUACUACUUUAACAACGACUACUAGUACUACUACUACUAAUAAUAAUAAUAAUAAUAUCAAUACUAGCAAUACUAUCAGUAACACUACUUAUACAGAUAUCAGUAGUAGUAGUAGUAGUCCUAACAACACUCAUAAUGCCACAACACAAACUUAUCUUACUGGAAUUAAACAACAUAGUAUACCGCAUAGAAAACGUAAAUAUGUUAAUUGUUGUAUAGGUGAAUCACUAGUGAAUUGUAGUAAAUUAAACAAUAUAACAACUUGUUCAAAUGGUAAUAAUUGUAAUCUUAAUUUAUCAUCUUGUUGUAAUACUUUGUCAACUGGUAUAUGUCCUUAUAAUUUUAACAAUACUACUACUAUUACUACUAAUAAUAAUACUAAUAACAGUAGUAAUAUGAACAGUGAUCAUACGAAUAACAAUGACAAUUCUAAUCUAUUUGUCAAUGAUUAUUGUUGUACUGCUAGACCACUGAUUUGUAAACCUACAACAAUAUGUUCCAAUGAAAUUCUAACACAAAAUACAUCAAAAUGUAUCGCUUCAGCAUCAAUUGUGAGUUGUUGUAUGCGUAAACUUGUUUGUUGUACAUCUAAUCAAUCACAAUCAUUGCCAAUAUGUUGUGAUCCUCCAACCGUGAAAUAUGAAUCAAAUAAAAAAAAUCAUAAUCUUAUCAUUGAAGAAACAACUACUACUAAUACAGCUAGAAUUACAUGUUGUCCAUGUUCACCGAAAAAAUUCAAAGUAAGUCAAUCAUCUGAAGAAGUACAAACUGAUUUUGAUCCAGAAUUUAGUUAUUCAGAUUAUGCAGAUUUAGCUAUGUUGUUGAAUGCAACUACACCGAUAACAACAAAUAAUACAAGUCCGUUAAAUUCAAUGUUAUCUCCACAAUUACCAUUAUUAUCUGAUAUAUUUAUACAACCACAACAAAAUGAUGGUGAUGGUACUGCUGUUGCUCCUGGUGCCGCUGCCACCGCGGCUGCUGCUGCUCCUGAUGAUGAGGAUGAUGAUGAUGAAUAUCGUCGAAAUUUUGAAUUAUAUUUAAAACGUGAUUUAGUUAUGAAACCAUAUCUUAAUAUGAUUAAUAAUAGUAAUUCUCAAAUAAAUGAUCAUCAUUUAUCGGCAUCGUCAUCAUCAUCAUCUCAAAUUGAUCCUGUUAAUACUACUCAUAUAUAUACUACUAUCAAUAAUAAUAAUAAUAGUCCAAUUAUAACACCUUCACCUCCUACAUUAGAUGUUAGAAGGAAUUCAACAUCGGUUCCAUGUGAAAAUAUGCUGAUUACAUCGAAUAUUAGUAAUAAUAAUUAUAAUGAUAAAAUAAUCUCAUCCACUGCUAAUGUUCUCCUUCAAAUACCAUCAAUAAUGCAUACAAAUGUUACUACCUAUUCUAAUAAUGAUAAUAACAGUAAUAGUAAUAAUAAUAAUAAUAAUACUAUCAAUAAAUAUUAUUCUGAUUCCAUUCCAUUAAGACGUUAUAUAUGUCGUGAUUGUGGUGUAUCAUUUCGUCAAAAUGUUCAUUUACGUAAACAUAUCAUGAUACAACAUACUAAAGUGAAACCAUACAGUUGUCCUUAUUGUGAAUAUACCACAGUGGAAAAAAGUCAUCUUACAGUACAUGUACGUACACAUACAGGUGAACGACCAUUUAGUUGUCGUGAAUGUAAUUAUUCAUCAGCACAAAAUUGUACAUUAAAAUCACAUUAUUUACGUAAACAUCCAACAAAUUUUAUUGAAUGUAAUUAUUGUUCAGAAAUAUUUUUUACUGAAUUAGAAUUGACAAAACAUCAACGUCUAUGUCGUUUAUCUGUUCGUCAAUAGAUCAGAUUGAUUAUUAUUAGUAGUUUUAUGAUGAUUCUGUGGUCUCUCACCUUUUCAGUGACAUGAUGUUUUAUGUACAGGGGUUUAGGCUAUUUAUUAUUGAUUGAUUGAUUGAUGGAUUAGUGUUAUUGUUGUUUAAAUUCAAUCAAUUAGCAUUAACAAAACAACAUUGUCUGUGAUUAAUUUGUAUAUUAUCAGAAUUAUUUGUUAUUGUAUUCCAUUAUUAAUACGAAUACUAUUACUAUUAUUUAA
Molecule: messenger RNA, 2854 nt
Organism: Schistosoma turkestanicum
Lineage: Eukaryota; Metazoa; Platyhelminthes; Trematoda; Strigeidida; Schistosomatidae
Source: the annotation of a GenBank genome assembly